GACACUAAAUUAAAAAAGAAACAACAGUUAGUCAACAUAAAAAAUGAGUUUAAUUUAGUGACAGUGGAGAGUAUUACCACAGAACUUGUAACUUACAGAAUCCUCUCUGUUAUCUAACCUGAGAUCUACCGAUAACUGCAUUGCAAUAUUCCAUUUUCACAUAAUCAUUCCCUCCCAAUUUCCCCGCGAAAAUUAACGCGGAAGUUGAUCACCGUAACCGCUACAUCUUCGAUUACUGCAAAUUUUUGAAUCAUCAUUUAAAUCAUGUGGAGUACCAUUGCCAAUUUGAAAGAGAACUUGAACAAAAUCGCACUCGAUGUUCACGAAGAAGAUGAAAUGUUUCGCAUCUACGGCGAGGAAUCUUCCGUUUCAGAUCGCCGGAAUUCUAACGGAUUUGUCCGUUCAUCGGGAAUUAGGUCGCCACUCGCUAAUGGUGUCGAUCAUGUUUCUAUUUCUGAGACAGAACAAUACAAAGCUGAAAUCAAGAGACUUCAAGCCUCCGAGGCAGAAAUUAAAGCAUUGUCAGUUAAUUAUGCAGCUCUAUUAAAAGAAAAAGAGGAUCAGAUUGUUAAAUUAAAUAAAGAAAAUGGUUCACUAAAGCAGAAUUUGGUGGCUACAAAUACUGCUUUGAGUGCUUCCAGAGUUGAAGGUUCUAGAGCAUCUACAAGUGGAACUUCUUCAAUGAAGGAGCUUGCAGAUUCAGUUGAUGGAAAAAAUAGGGCGUCAAAAGCUGUGCAAUAUUCCUCAGAGAUAAGAAAGAUGAAGUUAGAACUAAAGCAAGAACGUGAUCAAUUGGCAAAUAUUCAACUAAAAUUUCAUGAGGUACAGGAAUUGAACAACUCUUUCCGGGAGGAGCUUAAAAUGCUAAAGUUGGAAAGAGAAAAAACAUCAAAGGAGAUGAGCAAAAUACAAAAUGAAUUGAAUGAGAAAGCUUCAGAAAUAAAGCAUCUGCAGUUAGACUUGACUAGACGGCAAAAUGAAGAAGCAGGGGAGGCUUUCAAUAGCUUGAAAAGACUGAUCGAAACCUUGGAGAAGGAAAACACCGCUCUUAAGAUGGAGAAGAAUGAAAUUGAGGCUGCUCUUGAAAAAAGCAAGAAUUCUUUCACUGAAAAAAUGUUGUCUGAUGCUUUGCAUGUUCAGAAAAAGGAAUCGAGUAGCAUCAGUGAUAUGCCAGAUCGUUCUGAAAUAUUUCCUGGAAAGGAAGAAAUGGAAAGAUCCUUGCAAAAGCUAAGUGAAGAUUUGAAGCAAACACAGCGAGACAGAGAGAAAUCAUUACAAGAAUUGAGCCGCCUUAAACAGCAUUUGCUGGAAAAGGCAUCCGAGGAAGCAGAAAAAAUGGACGAGGAUAGUAAAAUCAUUGAAGAGCUUCGUGAGAGCAAUAACUAUUUAAGGGCUCAGAUAUCACAUCUUGAGAGAACUCUGAAGCAAGGAAUUGCAAGUCAGGAGGAGCUGAAGAUGGCAAAGAAUAAUGAAAUUCUCAAGUCCAGGGAAAUCAUUGAUGACCUGAACAAAAAGCUUACAAACUGUUUGAGCACAAUAGAUUCUAAAAAUAUUGAACUAUCAAAUUUACAGACAGCUCUUGGACAGUACUAUGCUGAAAUUGAAGCCAUGGAACAUUUAGAAGAAGAGUUAGCCCGGGCAAGAGAAGAAAUAACUAAGCUUUCUCAACUGCUGAAAGACGCAGAUCAAAGAGCGGAUGCAUCAAAGACUGAAAAAGAAGAAAUUUUGGCCAAGCUUUCCCAAUCUGAGAAGGCACAAAUUGAAUGGAAAAGUAGAGUAAGCAAGCUUGAGGAAGACAAUGCCAGAUUGAGGCGAGCUGUUGAGCAGAGUAUGACACGGUUAAAUAGAAUGUCGGUGGAUUCAGAUUAUCUUGUUGACAGGCGCAUUGUUAUAAAAUUGCUUGUAACUUAUUUUCAGAGAAGUCACAGCAGAGAGGUUUUGGAUCUAAUGGUCCGCAUGCUAGGAUUCUCUGAUGAAGAUAAACAAAGGAUAGGUGUUGCUCAGCAAGGUGCCAGCAAAGGUGUUGUUCGAGGAGUUCUUGGGCUGCCUGGCCGUCUGGUUGGAGGCAUCUUGGGAGGAAGUUCGUCUGAAGCAGCAGCAAAUGCAGGAUCUGAUAACCAGUCCUUUGCAGAUCUGUGGGUGGAUUUUCUUCUCAAGGAAACAGAAGAAAGAGAGAAGAGAGAAUCAUCAGUAAAUACAGGUACAUCCACUGAAAAUUCCAGUAAUAAAAGUCCAAAUACUAUUUCUGCUACUCCCCCACUUCCCAAUCAGAGGUUUGGAUCUGUUCCACUUCCACCACUUCCUAAUCAGAGGUUUGCAUCUUCUUUUCCAAUAACUUCAACUAAUCAAAACAUCAGUCUUCUUCCUCCUAGCUAUUAUCAGCGUCCUGAAAAUUUUGGUUCCGAAUUCUCAACCGUUCCUCUUACACCAUCUGAAGCCAAACCUACUGGUUUAAACCAGCUUCCGAGAUUCUGAUAUAGACACCGGAUCUUGCACUUAAUCUAAGGUAUAUAUAAUUGUUUGUAUAAUGGUAGGCAUGUAAUCUUGUUCAAUUAUCUCUUUCUCAGUCAAGAUGAGAGUUCUUUUCACAAAAGGGGCCCAGGGGGAACUUCUAAAGUUUUUUGUUUUCAUUGCCUUCAUUAUCUCGCUAUUCUUGUGUGCAUUCACAUAUAAUUUUGAAAGAAAAAAAUCCUGGUGUAUAUGUCUAAUAAUAUCAUUCUAUUUCUUCAAUUUAUAUAACUUAAACUAGUCUGUAGCUAUAAUAUGUUCUCUAUUUUAUAAUGCAUAUUCAUUUUUGACAAAAUGUUUCAUGUGCAUAUACAUCAUAUAAUUAUAAUCUAAUCUUAUGGUAUUGAAUUCAGCAAAUGUUUUCAAACUUCAUCUAAUAAUUUGAUAGAAACACGCUUCAUGUGUAUGCUUCUACCAGAAAAAAAGCUUCAUGUGUAAGCAUGUCAUGAGAAUAUAUGCUGGGAAAGUAGUCAGCCUAAAAUUUCAG
Trifolium pratense (red clover) is the source of this 2995-nucleotide messenger RNA. RefSeq names its product golgin candidate 3-like. Gene Ontology annotation, molecular function: small GTPase binding. Gene Ontology annotation, cellular component: Golgi apparatus. Lineage: Eukaryota; Viridiplantae; Streptophyta; Magnoliopsida; Fabales; Fabaceae. The record is from RefSeq and is a predicted model, not a curated record. Gene Ontology annotation, biological process: Golgi organization; endoplasmic reticulum to Golgi vesicle-mediated transport. The coding region runs from base 265 to 2475 and encodes 736 amino acids. The transcript is spliced from 14 exons.